AUGAGCCAUCGUUGUAGUGUGUUCAAAAACUCUUGUCUCCAAGUCCCCGUUGACCCUAUCAAUAAGAUGCCGAAAACCGCUUAUGAACGAAAACCUAAACACUUGAAUGACCAAAGUUCUUUAGAUUCACCUUCAACAGUAGGUUCUAUAACUGCACCUGACGUAGAGGCAGAAAAAUUGAAAGAUUUCUAUCGCAGCAUCCCCGACUACAAUGAAAUUAACCAUCUCACAGAAGAGGAAUUUUAUUCGACCCUUAAAUCUCUACGUGAAAAGAAAAGGGUGAUGUUAGGUAUUGCUGUGGAACAUAUUGAUUGUAAUGGAUUGCCAGACACUUCAAUAGACAUCGAUACUCCAUUUUCUAAAAUUGAAGCUGGUACUCCAUGCAGAGAUAAAGUAACUAAAUCGAAGUUAAAUUAUACUUUGAAAAAGAAAUAUUCUGAAGAAGAAAAGAAAGAUAUGGAAAAACCAAUAUAUGAUAUUGGCACUGAUAAUUUCGUAUGUACUAACAACAUUAAAAUGAAAAGAUGUCCCAAAAAGCCUUUGUCAAAAGAUAAAAGUACAAAUAAAGUAGAUGAACUUAAAGUGUUUCCAGUUAAGACUAGUUUAAUAAAAGAUAAAACAAAAUUGGAACGACCAAAAAGGAAUCAUUCGGCUUGUUCUAUAUCUUGGAAUGAUACUAAACUUCAGGUUAAGGAUGAAAUUGAUAAGAAAUUUGAGCAAUACUUUGACGGGAAGAAGUAUAGUCCUUCCAGUGUUGACUUUGAUGAGGAAUUCCAAACUCGAAGUAUGCCAUCAAGUCCGCUUAGAAUGCGUCGAAAUGUAUCCCCAUCCAGAGGCCGGAAAUCUGUAACUAUUCCCAAACCAUUCAAAAUGACGGAGAGGGACGAAGAAGAAAGGAUUGUGAGUGAGCUUCGGAGUUUACGUAAAUCAUUUUCUGAGGACAUGCUGGAUCAGAAAUGUAAACGGAAACAAUUCAAAGCCCGGCCUGUCCCCAUCGAGUCCCGGAUCCCUCUCUACGACAAGAUCCUCGAGGACCAAGCUAUGAGACGAGCAAUAACAAAAAUAAAUAGCGAGGCUGAUUUGCGAGCUCAGAUGAAACCGUUCAGUUUUACCAAAAGGGAGGAGAAAGGAGGCGUGUGCGAGAGAGUCGUCCACGCGAUGCCGAAGACCAAGAAGAAGAAGCGAUUCAAAGCCCGGCCUGUGCCAAAGAACCUAUUCUCAAACUAUUUCUAUGACAAAAUUAAGGAAGAUGAAUUUUUUCGAUCCAUGAACCGACGUAUUCGUGCAGAGGAGUUACUGCGGGCGUCCAACUACCCCGGCACCAUGGCUACGCGAGAGCGCAGUAGGCUGUCUACACCUGCGGCACACAGUGACCUUCCUAUCGAUCCUUCGCCAGCUGUCCCAUCCAUUGUGUCCACGGAUCGGCCCACCAGCCCGACGAAAAUUCGACACAGAUCCUCAAGCCCAACGAAGUGCCAGAACCAAAAGAAACGCGAUAAGUAUCAGAAGGAAGACUUCAUCACUACAAGCCCUCAACCGUUUCGCUUCAAUACAGCCGACAGAGCUGCUAAAAAGAUGCAAGAUAUAACAAAGAAAAUAUACCAAGACAGCAAAGGAACUGAAAGUGCUGGUGGCAGCGGCAAUGGAGCGCCCGGGGCCCGCGCAUAUUCUGCCCUAGACCUUCGCGCUGCGGCAUCAGGCAGGUCUAACCUGGCAGCCUUGUUGAGGGCAGAGGCAGUUAGGAGGAAGUUCGAAAUGGAGUCCGCGAGAAGACUUACAGAACAGCGCAGAAGAAUGGAGAUGAGACACCGGGAUCGUCUGCUGAGGUCCAAACCUGCAUGGCAUCUUGUGAAGAACAACCACGAGGAAGAUAUCGCAAUGCGACUGCAAACCCGAAGGGAUGAGGAAAGGAUGAGGCGGGAGGAGUUUCUUCACGAAAUGGAACUCAUGUACGGCAGGGUUCACGAUCAGCCGAUGCUCUUUGAACGGUAUUACGCACCACGACCCUACGCUGCACCAGUUGACUCCAUUCAGUUAUCUCCGAGAAAAACAUCCAAGAAACGUACAAACAAACAUAAAUCGUACCACUAUACCAGCCCUAAUCGGUCCAGAAAGGUCUCAAUUAAUGACACGGCUGAAACACUUAACGGUGAUCUUUCAGAAUACCUUAAUAAGAUUGAUGAUGAUAAAUUAUAUUCUGAUUCUGAAGUGGCAAUUGAUAGCUUAGAUAGAGGUAAAUUGUAAAAAUUAUUAAAUCAUUUCUAACACCCUCAAACUACUGUUCGCUUUUCCGAUUUUCGCAAAUCUCGCCCGUUAAGUUAAAAAUAAAAAAAAAUUAAAUUGAAGUGACGCGGAUCUUAAUGGGGAGCGACACUCUGAAACAAAAAAUUUACGAAGUUUGGUUUCUUAUGCUGAAGGCUGAUAUUGUAAGGUGUAAGCCCAAUACUUUACAAUGUUACACCACUGAUUUCACAAUUCUCAAC
Amyelois transitella is the source of this 2483-nucleotide messenger RNA. RefSeq names its product protein FAM161A. Gene Ontology annotation, cellular component: cilium. Bases 1 to 2244 code for a protein of 747 amino acids. The record is from RefSeq and is a predicted model, not a curated record. The transcript is spliced from 7 exons. Lineage: Eukaryota; Metazoa; Arthropoda; Insecta; Lepidoptera; Pyralidae. Gene Ontology annotation, biological process: cilium organization.